CCCUGCCUUCAGCAAACGCCCGGCCCGGCCUCAGCACGCGUUGGGCACGUGCAUCAUGCCUGGCUUGUCCUCCACUACAAAUGGCGUGGAUAGCCCCGGGUUAAACUCCUCUUUCUUCAUCACGUUCAUGGGCGGAAAGAGCCCGGGCACAAUCGGGUUCUGUGUGCGUGGCGACUUGGCAUCCAAAGGCUUCAUCAGCACGGAGAAAGACACCGAGAGCGUGGCUAUAUCCGGACCAAUGCCUUGAUGGAAUUAAGCUGGCGCCAAGUGAGAACAAAGCCUGCUUUUUUCCAGCGUCAGCAAAAAGAAACGCGUGCGUACCGGGCAGCAAGAAAAAGACGGCUGCGUGAGAUGGACCCUUCCGCUCGGAGUCAUGGACAUCUUUACGCUUUUCUCACAGGCCGUCGUAAUUAUCAUUUACGAGGCCAUUGCCGUAAAGAAUGCCCAGCGCCGCCACGGCCAUGCGUGCGGCGCGCAGCUUUGAGUCACGGCAAUCAAACGGUGCGGCACAGCCAUCGGGUGUCGCCGGCUCCUGAGUCCCCCAUACGCUUAUGGACAAAAACGAGUGCAUCCCCGCCCUGUCCGAACACAGGCAAAACAGCCUCAAGUAUUUGUGGAUGUUUGCUUUGCGGACAAGGCCCGGCUUUGUUGGCCCCAGUCUGCCUGGAUAUCACAAGGCAAUUUGCACGUCUCGGGCAGCGCAUGCAGGGCGCGGCGUUGUGUGCACGCCGAUUGCGCCUUUCCAGGCAGCCUGUCCCCCACAUCCCGCGAUGGGCGCUGGGCUCGACGCUGCAACGGCAAUUUGAAAUCGCUGGGGCCGCGUGGCGCCAGGCCCGGGGCUGGCCUGAGACCACCGAUAUGGGGGCCGCCAGACUCCACAAACGGGCCCACGGCUUUUUCGGGCACACUGCGUGCGCCUUGCCCUGCGUUCUUUUUGGCCCGAUAUAUAUAUAUAUGUGUUUUAUUUUUAUUUUUUUUUGGAUUUGAAGGGCUUAUCGUUGGCGCCUCCGUCUUUCCCAUCUUGUUUUCUGCUUGCCGAUAGGGCCCUGCGCGCUAUCAGUGCGGCGUUCGGAGGCAGCGUCUGGCAUCGCGAGCCCGCAUGAGGCCCUAAUAUUGCAACCGCAUUGCAAGGGCCAAUGCAGAAGCCGGCGCUUUUCCAAGGCGGUUGUGUGUUGUUCUGGCAGCCGGAGCCAGAGCUCGUAC
Metschnikowia bicuspidata var. bicuspidata NRRL YB-4993 is the source of this 1203-nucleotide messenger RNA. RefSeq lists its product as uncharacterized. The coding region runs from base 247 to 987 and encodes 246 amino acids. The transcript has a single exon. NCBI's taxonomy places the organism in Eukaryota, Fungi, Ascomycota, Pichiomycetes, Serinales, Metschnikowiaceae. The record is from RefSeq and is a predicted model, not a curated record.